GUAAUUCCUUUGUCAAGAGUUCGAGCAGCAGAAUACACCUUCGAGACUGCCGCCGGACGCCUUCUCGAGAAUGAACAUGUUCAAGGGUAAACCCUGACAAGAUCGUAUAGGACAUCGCGAUGAAGCACAUUUCACCCUACGUUGAGGCAAGUUGAGGAUGGAUAUGGAUGGGUUUUCGGCGACGAUAAUUUGUAAGGAUAUUGCUCCUGACGAUGGGCAAGAAGAGGAGGUAGUUGUCAACGGAAGGUAGAGGCCGGAAGAACGCACGGGAACGGCAGCAACCACAACGAAUGGGCAGAGGAGGAAGUAAAUGGGGACCUUGCGAACGGAUAAAAAAAGGCGGAGACCGGGCGUAACGAAAGAAAGCGACAGCAGCAGCGACAUGGGGCAGAUUUCCGCCUCCUUAGUCCCCGGGCAAGAGAAAGUGGACGACGAAGCAGGAAAUGGCCAGGAUAAAAAGUGCAUUCGGACGGUAGAUAUCUCGUUACAUUACAUUGCCUCAAACGUACAUUUUCUUACAGCCGGAUCUGUAAACAUCACGGCACGAUGCUGUCUUGUGUCUGUGAUCCUCU
Molecule: messenger RNA, 572 nt
Organism: Ectocarpus siliculosus
Lineage: Eukaryota; Phaeophyceae; Ectocarpales; Ectocarpaceae
Source: the annotation of a GenBank genome assembly